AUGAAGUUUGUUCUCGCUCAUCAACACCUUUGUCUAGUUCUUCCACAUCAAACUAUUCUAAGAUAUCUCCCAAUUCAACCAAUUACGUCACUUCCAUUACAUCGUAGAUAUCCCAGUAAUGUAGCUGGAUAUAAUGAAUCAUCUAUUAUUCAACCAGUUCAUUUAUCUUGUCCAACUACUAUGUACCAAACUAUUAACCAACUGCAGGAUACUCCAGAAGGAGUUUUGUUGCCACAACCGAAUUUACCCGAAACCGCAUCUUCAUAUUUAUCUCACUUUGACAGCAGUAAUAUUUAA
Molecule: messenger RNA, 297 nt
Organism: Macrosiphum euphorbiae (potato aphid)
Lineage: Eukaryota; Metazoa; Arthropoda; Insecta; Hemiptera; Aphididae
Source: the annotation of a GenBank genome assembly